UUGUAUCCUAGAUCAUAUUGUUAGCAAUAAAAGUUAGAUAAAAUGACUGAACGACUGAAGAAUAUCGGUUUACUUAUUAUAUUCGUCGUCAUCAACUGUCAAGGGAAAUAUAUUGAUAACUGCGACCAAGAGAACAUCUGUGUGAACAGUCGAUGCAUCAAUGUUCCAGGAGGAUUCACUUGUGAAUGCCUUGAUGGUUUGCAGAUUGACGAACAAGGAUUAAACUGCAUUGAUAUUGACGAAUGUACUGACGUGGCCAAAUGCAUCAACGGUGAAUGUAUCAACUAUUUCGGAUCCUAUGAAUGUCAAUGUCCAAAGGGGUUUAUUUAUAAUCCUGUCCAUGUCGGAUGCAUUGAUGAAAACCAUGAUUUUGAGUCCGACCCAAUCACAGAGAAAUUGGAAGACGUUGAUGAAUGUACGGAGCUUCCAGGUUUAUGCCAAGAUGGAAAAUGCGUCAACGUUUUCGGAUCUUUUAUUUGCGAAUGUCCAGAGGGCUACAAACUUUUUGCGAGCAGAGUUUGCGAAGCCCUGCUGCAAAAAUGUUGGAAAUCAUACGAGAACGAUACUUGCUCAGAUAGCUUCAGAAUAACAACAGGCGAGGAUUGUUGUAACUCAUUUGAUGGUGCCGCCUGGGGAAACGAAAGCUGCAGCCCAUGCAUCGUGGUUGAACUGAGCUGCCCGGAAGGAUUCACGUACGAUGUUGCUACCGAUACCUGCUUUGAAAUCUCAGUUUCUCACGGCCGUUUUGAUCCUGUCUGCCCAGAACAUCUUACAUUGGAUAAGACAGGGACUGUUUGUCAAGAUCUUCGUGUUGGAACUUGCUUUCACAAUUUCGAAGAGAGCACAAACGAAUGUAGCAACCCAACUUUCGGUGCCGUUAUGCGAAAGUCUGAUUGUUGCUGCACCGUGGGACAAGGCUGGCGUCCUGACUUCAACCCAUGUGAAGGAUGCCCGCUAGUAGGAACUGCAGAAUUCGAUAAACUUUGCCCGCUUGGCAAAACCGGAAGUACAGACGGAAAACCUGAAACAACAGCCCUGCUGCAAAAAUGUUGGAAAUCAUACGAGAACGAUACUUGCUCAGAUAGCUUCAGAAUAACAACAGGCGAGGAUUGUUGUAACUCCUUCGGUGGUGCCGCCUGGGGAAACGAAAGCUGCAGCCCAUGCAUUGUGGUUGAACUGAGCUGCCCGGAAGGAUUCACGUACGAUGUUGCUACUGAUACCUGCUUUGAAAUCUCAGGUUUCUCACGGCCAUUUUGAUCCUGUCUGCCCAGAACAUCUUACAUUGGAUAAGACAGGGUACUGCUUGUCA
Styela clava is the source of this 1309-nucleotide messenger RNA. Lineage: Eukaryota; Metazoa; Chordata; Ascidiacea; Stolidobranchia; Styelidae. The record is from RefSeq and is a predicted model, not a curated record.